AUGAACUCAUCACACCACGACAUGACUUUGUUCGCCAGCUGGGUGAAAUAUCAGCAUUAUGUCCAAACCAGCAACCCUAACGCACCACGUAUACUGUCCCCGCAGGAAAUCGCCCUCGCAGGCGAACUAGCCAACAAUUUUAAUUUUACAAAUGUUUUCCGUCAACGUCUCGAACUCGGACGCAGUUUUUACACUACGGUCAAACAAAACUUAAUGGCCAUUCUUCAAAUCUGGGAUGCUGUCAUUGACGAAAAAGCUGUGUUCGACAGCUCGGGUAUUUGCAACUCGGAUCCAGAUAUCCAAAAAGCGUUUAUUUUCUGCGCAGACACCAUUCCCAGUCGGAUAAAUAUUGGAUCUUUGGGACCACAGACGUUUAUAGUCCCGCAGCUUAAGACAUACCCCGCAAACUUGGAACCGUUCUACGCGCACAACGAUAUUUUCGCAAAUGCAACGGAGCUGCAAACUCAGGUUAUGCAGCCUAGCAAUGAGCUAUACGCAGAGGCCCUUACCUUGUCGGAGUCCGAAAACGCCAAAGUUGUCGGGUUUGAAAAUAACGAGAAGGAAGAAGAGUCCGACAGCGAGGAGGAGGAGGAUGAGGAGGACGAAGAUGAAUAUACAGAUGACGACGAAUACGAUAACGACGAUGACGGGAGCGAUGAUGAUUACGAAGAGAUAAACGAGAAAGUAGACAUGCCCCAGGCAAACUGCCAGUCCCAAAAUUCUCCCGAACGCUGGGGGGACUCUUUUUCGGAACUAGUCAAGCUGGACAUGGACUUUGCAAACAACACCCAGAAGCUCAACGGGGGAGUGGAACCAAUUCGGAAGAUCCCAACCCCUGCCGCCUCCAGGAAGUCGGUGAAACGUGGGUUUGCAGGUAUCGAGGGAGGUGAGGAUGGGACACAAAGCAAGAGGUCAAGGAAGGAAAGGAAAUAG
Messenger RNA from Pyricularia grisea, 933 nucleotides. RefSeq lists its product as uncharacterized. The transcript has a single exon. NCBI's taxonomy places the organism in Eukaryota, Fungi, Ascomycota, Sordariomycetes, Magnaporthales, Pyriculariaceae. The record is from RefSeq and is a predicted model, not a curated record. The coding region runs from base 1 to 933 and encodes 310 amino acids.